Messenger RNA from Lucilia sericata (common green bottle fly), 3091 nucleotides. Its product is annotated as mucin-5AC-like. Lineage: Eukaryota; Metazoa; Arthropoda; Insecta; Diptera; Calliphoridae. The transcript has 2 exons. Bases 791 to 2476 code for a protein of 561 amino acids. The record is from RefSeq and is a predicted model, not a curated record.
UCAGUCAGUUACCAACAAAAAAAUACCAAAGCAACAACUAUUAAACCACAAAAUUGAAAUACAGAAAUUAAAGCUAGAAAAAAAAACUAUAUAAUUAUAACUAAGUUUGCAAAAUAGAAAAAAAAAGACUUCGAAAAAAAGAAAGUUAAUUAUAUACUAAAUAAUGGAUAAACUAAUUUAAAAACAAGAUUUAACAAGAAAAAAACUUAUUAAGAAACCAAAACUAUUCUUUAAUUAUAAACUCUACAAAGGCGUUGCAAUUUUUACUGUUUUUUUCAGCUUUUUGUAGAUACAUAUUUGCAAAUUUGGCCAUGAAUUCAAGCGAAAGUGUUUGAAAGCCAAAAUUGUUUCUAUAUAUUAAUUUAAAGUUGAACAAACGUUGUAGUUUGGUCAUGAAUUUACCAAAAAGUAUCAGGAGUUUUUUCAGAGCAACAAUUUUUUUAAACAUGAAACAUGCAGAGGAAGUUGCCGCUACAACAGCUACAACUGCCAUCGAAGAUAUAUCGGAAAAUCUCAUUUCUCCCGAUGAAGCCGUACACCAUGAACAAUACCAACAACAACAAGAACCAAUUGAAGAGCACAUGAUGGUAGAUGACUCAUUUAAUCGCCAUGAACAGGAAUGUCUAUUACAACAUGAACAAGAGCAACAACAACAACAACAAAAAGAACAGGAGCAACAACAUGAACCAGCAUUUGAAAAAAAAUUGAACAACCUCACGCAGCCGCUGAAAUUUCUGAAUCCAUAGAAUCUCCCAUAGAGCAACAGCAACAACAAGAAUUAGAAAGUGAAAUGAUGGCAGUGGAAGAGCCCAUAAUUGAGGCUAAACAUUCUGCACCACUUUUCACCACCGAAGAGACUGAAAUUAUAACCAAAACCGAAGAAUUAAUUGAAGAGAAACCAGAAGAGAAACCUGAAGAAAAACUGGAAAUACCCCUAAGUAUGGUGCCAGAAACAGCUCCAGCUGAACUAUUGGAACCACCCAUGGAGCAACAAAAUGAGACUGAAACGAUUAAGCACGAAGAAAAGGAAGUAGUGGAAACAGAGCAAAAACACAUUGAGGAAUUAAUUGCUGAGCCUGUUAAGCAACCAGCAGUAGAGGAAGUGAAGCCUGAAGCAGAAGAAAGUGUUAAACAAGAAGUAGUUGAAACUCCCGAAGUAAAAGCUGAUAUGCCAGUUGAGGCUGUGGCGGUAGCUGCUACCGCUGCUGUUGCCGCAACUGCAGCUGCUGUAGCUGCCAAAACAGCUUCUUCACCUUCAAAAACUAAGACGGAAUCAGCAAAGAAACCUUUGGCUAAGACUACAACUACGGCCGCUAAGCCUAAAGUUGGUACUACAACAGCUACUAAGAAACCAGUUGAAGCUGCUAAAAAACCAGUUGGUUUAGCUGCCAAGCCACGUGCGGCUCCAGCUAAGCCGGCCGCUACCCCUGCUGAGAAGAAACCAAUUGCCAAGACUACCACCACCACUUCGGCUCGCAAACCAUUAAGUGCUACAAGUACUACCGCCUCGAAAGUGUUGUCUAAAACAACCACCACUACUUCGACUACACGAACAACAGCAGCGUCUAAACCAGCAACUACUACUAGGCCCACAACAGCACCACGCACUGUGUCUUCAACCACUACUACUACUGCACGUAAACCAGCAACUACAAAUGGACCUUUGGCUAAACCACGUCCUGCUACGGCUCCCGCUAAACCCACUACACUUGGUUUGCCAGCAACAAAUGGUGCACCCAAACUUAAACCUACAUCUCCCCGGUCUACUUUAGCCUCGCAAGUACGUAAAACAGCUCCAUCUACUGCUACUGCAGCCAAGAGUCCUGUUAAAUUGACUGCCACAAACGGUGUCACCAAAACAGCGGCUACAACAUUGGCCUCCAGAACAAAACCUACCACAUCGACAGUAUCAAGCACAGCUGGCAAAACUUUCACAGCACGUCCAGCUCCCAAAUUUACCAGUAGCUCAAGCUCAACUACUACUACCACCUCUACUAGGCGUCUGACAGUAGGUGGCACUACUACCGCCUCCACCACUACCACAACUACUAAAACUAGCAGUACUCCUUUGCGUAAGUCUUCACCUACUAAACCCGCCACCGGCAGGACACCCACAAAGUCAACCACAGCUGGAGGUUUAAAAUCGAAAACCUCUAACACUACCAAACCAGACUCUCCUCCCGCUAAGCCGGCUCCCAUUAGAAAGCCAGUAGAUAAAACUGCUAUUGCCAAUGGCGAUGCCAACAUUAACAAGGAAUUGAAUGGUACUGCUGAAAAGAUAGCUGCACCCGCUGAACAACAACAAACUUCUCCCCAAAAUGGUGAUUUACAGGCUGUGCAACUCGAACAACAACAACAACAAAAUGGUGAUUCCAGUAUUCCUAUGCAGACUGAAGAGCAACAGCAACAACAGCAGCAGCAAUCAUUACUAGAACCCAGAGAUGAACAAAUUCCUAUGGAUUUAAUAAAUGCUUAAACGAACAAAUUUGAAAAAAGCAUCAAAGACUUUCGAACUUUCAACACACAACUGUUUUCUUUCGAAAUGAGGGUAGGCCCUCUAUAUCAAUAUUUAAUAAAAAAAUAUAUUAAAAAAAAACAAAUAAAAUUUUAAAUCCUUUUUAGGAAAUAAAAUAUAAAAACCAUCAAAAGCUUUUUUUCUCCAUAAAAAAGCCUAAUUGUAUGUGAAGAAUCUUAAAUCUUAAAAACAAAAAAACAAAUUACAACAUUUGUUUAUAAAUUUUGGAACGUUUUAAAUAACACCUUGUUGGGAAAUUAACUCUACCAUUUAUAUACAAAUGCUGUAAAAUAACUUUUUUACUUAAAAGUAGUUUUUAAAUCAAACAAAACAAAAAAUUCAAUGUAAAAGUAUUUGAAACAAACAUACUCUCUCUAUCUUUGUCUCUUUUUUAAAGAAAAAAAAAAAAAAAACGAAAACUAUAUUUUACGAAAAUCUUCGUUUUUCUUUAAAUUUUAUACAUUUUUUGUCGUUAAGAGUUUUGUUUAAUUGUAGUACAUUGAAGAAAAUAUUAUAUUUUUUUUUAAAAUUUUUAUGUUUGUGUUUUUUAAACGAAAAAAUAUAUAUAUUUCGAAA